Molecule: messenger RNA, 1389 nt
Organism: Lactuca virosa
Lineage: Eukaryota; Viridiplantae; Streptophyta; Magnoliopsida; Asterales; Asteraceae
Source: the annotation of a GenBank genome assembly
AUGGAAGAAAAGGGUGGAGAGGCAGGAGAUGAUCAGGGCUCUGGAUGGCUGCAAGUGAAAAAGAAGCAUAGAAGCAAUUCAAAGUUUUCUUUCCAAGGAUGGGUGGGAGGACUCUCUAGGAAACAGAAUUCAAACAUUAUAGUCCAUGAGCCUUGUAAUGUACAACACGUGACUUCAAAUGUUAGCUCUAGUGAACUGAUUUCAAGAAACAAGGACUCCCCUGCAUCUGAUUCGGAUGCUUCAAAUAAUACUCAAGUCCCUACUAAAGAUGAGAAGGGUGUGAACUACCUUGAUAAGCGUGUAGUUAGCCAUGCUGAUGAUCAUAAAACCAGUCAUGAUCCAGAGCUUCCUCAAAUCGAUAAUCUUGAUGUUUUUCCAAAGAUUAAGUGGGGUAAUUUGGAUGAUGGUGCUUUGGUAUCGACUGUCUGUAACACUACUGGGAUUGACAUCAGAUUUGGUGAUAUUGAGGUUACUGAAGAUGAUUCAGCAUCAAGCAUGCCACUUUCUACUGAACCCGUGAGGGAAAUUGUGCCAACCAUUGAAGAAGGCGCAAAAUCUCGGGAAUUUGAAGAGGUGAAGGAGGUAUCCUCAGAAGAGGUCAAAGUCGUUAGUCAAAGUGAUGAUGUUUCUCAAGAACUCGAUACGGGUUUAAAGAUUGAAAAUCUUGAAUCACAGGGAUCAGAAACUCUUAAAAAUUCAACCUUUUUGAAAGAUACCGAUACAACUACCGAGAUACCUAAAGAUUCUACCCCGAUUGAAAAUUCUGAUAAUAAAGAAACUACUUCGAUUCUCAAUGACUUAUCAGAAGUUCAGAUUAUGAGUGCAAUUGGACCCGGUGAAAUUGAAGCUGGGGAGAGUAAAGAACGGUUUCGCCAACGACUUUGGUGCUUUCUCUUUGAGAAUCUUAACCGGGCUGUUGACGAACUGUAUCUUCUAUGUGAACUAGAAUGUGAUAAAGAUCAAAUGAAAGAAGCUGUUCUUGUUCUUGAAGAAGCAGCAUCCGAUUUCAAAGACUUGAGUUCAAGAGUCCAAGAAUUUGAAAAAGUCAAAAAGUCAUCCGAUAUUCCACCAAUCACCAUGAAGUCCGAGCAACGAAGACCACACGCACUCUCAUGGGAGGUUCGGCGUAUGACAACCUCACCACACCGGGCCGAAAUACUGUCUUCAUCUCUCGAAGCUUUCAAGAAAAUCCAACAAGAACGAGCCUCCAUGAAUAAAGAUUCUAAUAAAACCGGGUUUCUUGAUUUGAAUAAACGCUCCACAAGAACCGAUAGAACAAGUAAUGCUAAAGAACAAGUGAAACGAACCGGGGUUGCAAUAAAAAAGAACACCGACCCGGGAAAGAACAAGAAAGAAACAACCGGAAACCGAGAAACCGGGCCCACGUAA